CCUCGUUUGGCCAUCUUCGGCGCCACUGGCGGCUGUGCCAACGGCACUCUCGCCCUCGCUCUCAAGGAAGGCUACAUCUGUACCGCACUCGUCCGCAACCCCACCAAGCUUAACACGAUCCUCUUCGAAAAUCACCAAAUCGACGCCGCCACCUACAUCGCUAGCGGCGCCCUCACCGUCGUCGAAGGCAGCAUCUCCAAGCAAGAGGACAUCCUCUCCACCAUCCGCAACGGCAACUCCCCGCCCGCCGACCACAUCGUCUUCGGCCUCGGCGGUGCCCCCUCCCUGCAAUGGUCCAUCAUCACCCCCGUGACCAUGCACCACCCGACCAUCUGCGAGGACGCCACCAAGGCCAUCCUCGCCGCCAUCGCCACCGUCCGCGGCACCACCCCGUCCUACCGCCCCGUGCUGUCCUGGAUCUCGACCACCGGCACCAGCUCCCGCCGCGACGUGCCGAUGCUGAUCUACCACCUGUACCACUGGAUGCUACAGGUGCCGCACGCCGACAAGCGGAAGAUGGAGGCGCUGAUCUUCGACAACCAGCCCACCGAGGGGAAGGGGCACGCAUAUGAGUUUGUGAUCAUCCGCCCGACGCUGCUGACGGAUGGGAAUUAUAAGGGGUUGGACAAAGUGAAUGUCGGGUGGGAGAAUCCCGAUCAGACCGGCGACGGGCCAGCAAUGGGGUAUUCGAUUAGCAGGAAGGAUGUGGGGCAGUGGAUCUUUGAGACGAUCGUGAAGGAUGGGAAGAAAGGGCAGUAUAACAACAAGUGUGUCACGCUCACU
Messenger RNA from Eremomyces bilateralis CBS 781.70, 783 nucleotides. RefSeq lists its product as uncharacterized. The transcript has 2 exons. The record is from RefSeq and is a predicted model, not a curated record. NCBI's taxonomy places the organism in Eukaryota, Fungi, Ascomycota, Dothideomycetes, Eremomycetales, Eremomycetaceae. The annotation marks the transcript as partial.